UGUUGAUGUUGUCGGUCAAGCCGCUACGUGGUUGUACGUUCCACAGAAUAUCGAAAGUAAACUGUACUCUAACUCCGUGACGUCCACCUUUUGCGGAUCACUCGUCUCUUAUGGUUCCUGACGUUUAAUACGUGUCGUUUUACUACUGAUGUCCAUUAAUAAUUGAAGCCAAAAGACUGUCACAAACACAAAUCAAUCACAAUGGGUUUUAAAUUUUUAGAAGUAAUUAAACCUUUCUGCAGUAUACUUCCAGAAAUUGCUAAACCUGAACGAAAAAUCCAAUUCAGAGAAAAAGUAUUAUGGACUGCAAUUACGUUAUUCAUUUUUUUGGUUUGCUGUCAAAUACCUUUGUUUGGAAUUAUGAGUUCAGACUCAGCUGAUCCUUUUUAUUGGAUUCGUGUAAUUUUGGCUUCAAAUCGAGGUACUUUAAUGGAACUUGGAAUUUCACCAAUUGUAACUUCAGGGCUUAUCAUGCAAUUGUUGGCUGGAGCUAAAAUUAUUGAAGUUGGUGAUACUCCUAAAGAUCGUGCAUUAUUUAAUGGAGCACAAAAAUUGUUUGGUAUGGUUAUUACUGUUGGUCAAGCAAUUGUCUAUGUUAUGACUGGUAUGUAUGGUGAUCCCAGUGAAAUUGGAGCUGGCGUAUGCUUGCUAAUCAUCAUCCAGUUGUUUGUGGCUGGAUUAAUUGUCUUGUUAUUGGACGAACUUUUGCAAAAAGGAUAUGGGUUAGGUUCCGGAAUAUCACUCUUCAUUGCAACUAAUAUUUGUGAAACAAUAGUCUGGAAAGCUUUCAGUCCAACAACUGUAAACACAGGACGAGGUACUGAAUUUGAAGGAGCUGUUAUAGCCUUGUUCCAUUUAUUGGCCACAAGACAGGAUAAAGUUAGAGCACUUAGAGAAGCAUUUUAUAGACAAAACUUACCGAAUUUGAUGAAUUUAUUGGCAACUGUAUUGGUGUUUGCUAUUGUAAUAUACUUCCAAGGUUUCCGAGUUGAUCUACCAAUUAAGUCUGCCAGGUAUCGUGGACAAUAUAGCAGCUAUCCAAUCAAGUUAUUCUAUACAUCUAACAUUCCUAUCAUUUUACAAUCUGCUCUAGUAUCAAAUUUAUACGUUAUAUCUCAGAUGUUGGCUGUAAAAUUCCAUGGUAACAUAUUAGUGAAUUUAUUGGGUGUUUGGGCUGAUGUUGGUGGUGGUGGACCAGCACGAGCAUAUCCAGUUGGCGGUUUGUGCUAUUAUUUAUCUCCACCAGAAAAUCUAUCUCACAUUGCAGAAGAUCCUAUUCACGCUAUUCUUUAUAUUGUAUUUAUGUUGGGAUCAUGUGCAUUCUUUUCCAAAACUUGGAUUGAAGUCUCUGGGUCAUCCGCUAAAGACGUUGCGAAACAAUUGAAAGAACAACAAAUGGUUAUGCGUGGUCACAGGGAUAACUCUAUGAUUCAUGAACUGAACCGUUAUAUACCUACUGCUGCAGCUUUUGGAGGACUUUGUAUUGGUGCAUUGUCUGUGUUGGCUGACUUUAUGGGUGCCAUUGGAUCGGGUACGGGUAUCCUGUUAGCUGUUACUAUUAUAUACCAGUAUUUUGAAAUAUUUGUUAAAGAACAAAGUGAAAUGGGUGGUAUGAGUACCUUGUUGUUCUAAAAUGUUAAUACAUUAUCGAACAGUUAAUGAAAUUGUUGAAAAAAUCAUCAAGUCCCUAUGGGACAGAACUGUUGUUGUCAUGGUCUACGCAUGACUCAAAUUUAAAUUAUUCUGAAAAUAACUUUAUUUUUAGAAAUAAAAAUUUAUUGAUAAACCGACACAGCAUUUCAAAAUAAUGUUAUUUUAAAAAUUGUCCAAAAAAAAUGUCCCCACAACAAAUUUAUAUUUAUUUGUUAUUAUUAUUAUAAUUUUUUUUUUUUGUAAAUUAUAUAAAUGUUAGUAAAUAGGAAAUUUAUAAUAUAUGAACAUUUUUUUUCUCUUAAAGCUUACGUCAUAAUAUAAAUAUAAUGUUGCAAUUGGCAACAAUUCUUCCUAAUUUUUUUAAUGUAAAUACUAAAUACUUACAGUAAGUUAAUAGCAGUAUAAUUAAGAAUAUGUUUUGAGUCAAAUGAUUAUAUUUUUUUUCUGACCAUCUCAACUAUUGUUUUGUCACUUCAUUUACUAAUGACUCAUUGCUAUAUGUUAAUAAAUAAUAAUUAAAAAAUC
Messenger RNA from Myzus persicae (green peach aphid), 2178 nucleotides. It is a transcript of the gene Sec61alpha, whose product is annotated as protein transport protein Sec61 subunit alpha. Gene Ontology annotation, cellular component: membrane; Sec61 translocon complex. Gene Ontology annotation, biological process: post-translational protein targeting to membrane, translocation; SRP-dependent cotranslational protein targeting to membrane, translocation. The coding region runs from base 202 to 1632 and encodes 476 amino acids. Gene Ontology annotation, molecular function: ribosome binding; signal sequence receptor activity; transmembrane protein transporter activity. NCBI's taxonomy places the organism in Eukaryota, Metazoa, Arthropoda, Insecta, Hemiptera, Aphididae. The record is from RefSeq and is a predicted model, not a curated record. The transcript has 9 exons.